GUAAAUCAAGAACAAAAUGUCUCAUGUACUUGCUAACAGCUUAAUUAAAUACACUUUUAUUUUCCCUGACAUGGAUAUCUAGUGACUCCACUAACUCAACAUCAGUGUGCAGGUAAAAUAUGUUUCCUUUCUUUUCUUUUCUCUAGCCAAUGGAGAGUGAUUCAGCAUGGCAUGAAAAAUAACCUCACAUUCGAGCAGCUCUCCAUGCUGUGUCGAAGAUUGUUAAAAGUCGUGACCCAGACAGCCCUCCGCAUUCUCCUACCAGCGCUAGCUCGUAUCAUGGGGGUGAACCUGAGGAGUGGGGCAACCUCCCCAGAAUCCCAGUGCUCUCUGACAUGGUCUGAGGAUUCCUUAGGCAGUCUGGAUGAGAGAGAGAAAAGGCUGCUGAUCAGUGAGAUGAACAACUGGACUAAGGAGAGUGCAGGGUGCCGCCAAAAAUCCACCCGCAGGAUCUCAUCACCAUGCUGUUCGCCUAAGAGGUCCCAGACCUCAUUGCAGAGCUUGCCUGCAACUAGAGAGGCUCCCCUCAUGGAGGAGCCUCUGAAGGCUCUUUUUGGGGUAACGGAAGAGAGCCUCCUGAUAUCUCUGGUUGAGGGUCACUCCAACCCCACCUCCUCCAGCUCCUCCGAGUUGAGCUGUGCUAUCGUGGGAGAGGUAGUACAACAGCUUAACUCUGGCCUCUCAGUGGCCAUUCAGGCCAGCUCGGGGAGUUUCCCCCCUAUGGACAGUCAGGACAUAGCAGCAGGCAAGGAGGUCAUUCGGGUAGCCUCGGUGCAGAUCCUGGCCGAGCUACAGAGCCAAACGUCUGAGCCAGAGUGGGUAGGGUUUAUCGAGCCCCUCAUGGACCCUGUGACCGAUGAUGUGCUGGAUGCCAUUGUCGGCACAAUGGACAAAAUGGCACAGGACUUCAACAUCCUAUUGGAUCUGGCCAAGAAGAUGACAAUCUUGGGGUCUAAAUGUCUGACCAAUCUUCAAUGUGACCUUGAUGUUGAGUGUCCAUCUGGGAAAGAAGGGACCACUCACUUUCUCAAAGAGACUGGAUCCUCUACCAGUGUGGUGGCCAGAAAGAUGCAUACCCUCUCUUGCCCGACUUUCAGUCUAAAGCCCUGAAGGCGGUGAGCACCAUCCUUACAAGGAAAGUCAGCAGCUCUUCUGGCAUGGCUCCUUCCUCUAGGCCUUCUAGUGCUGCUCCUAGCCUUACUGAAGCUCCCCUGAAUACCAGCUGCACAGCCCUGACACCUGUAACCUCCACUGCCACAGUGAUUGUUAAGGCAUUUGUUAGAGGCAUGGAGACGAUAGCAUCAUUUGAAGGCACAUGUGAAGCAGUUGAUUGGCCAGUUCCUGUAAAUGACCACAAAACAGGAUCUUCACAGAUGAUAACCUUCUCUCUAGCCCGCACACUCUACGGCCGUAUACGAGCAAAGUUGAGGGACCUUUUAACUAUCCGCUCGAGAAGAAGGUGUGGCUAAGGAUGCUUCUCUUCAGGAGACUUCAGACACCCUGGAAAAGGCAACUGUUUCAACUGUUGAGGUCCAGUUACCCAGCACCGUACUUAGUAGAGUUCCCAGUGAGAGCCAACCAAUACCAGCUCUCUGUCUCUCCAAUCUGGAUACCAGUACUCAAGAAGUUCUUAGCAGUGUUUUUUCCAUCUACAAGUCAGAGUUAUCAAAAGUGGAGAGUAAAUCCUUGGCCGUUGUCAGUUCAUCUGAUGAGUCCCUAGAGGCUUGUUGGUUUGUUGAUGGUAUACCUAUCAAAGCUCGAUGACUAUACUAUUUCCCAGUCACCCUCACCCAAUGAAGACUUGAGCGUGAGUACUCAAUAUUCUCAACUGAGCUCAGAAGAGAGUGUCAGAAUCACAGAGUCCUUAACUAGUCUGAUUCAGAGCAUUAAGAAGCUCUCUAGCAAUGACUUCCAGACUCAGGCAGAAGAGGCAGUGAGUAAAGUGCUGAUGAGAUCCAGUCAUUCCUUUAUCACACAGAUCCUUUCAGAAUCCAUGUCCUCUGAGAAUACAGCCUCUGGAUUAGUGGAAACCUUUGUCAAAGGAAUGGGGACUAUUUUCCAGAAAAAUGAGUCCACUGACACUGUGCUACUGGAAAGAAGUGGGAGAGUUUCACAGUGCUCCCACUGGGGCUCCCAACUGGAUGAUACUGAAUUGAGUGUUAAAAUAUCAGAGAAGCUUUGGUCAACAGCUAAGACCAUCUGCGUCAGUAUGAAGAACACACAUAAGGAUUUCUUCACAGGGCUGAAGCCACCCGGAUCCGAAAGGACAGAAAAUGCUUCUUCCAAAGAGACCCUUGGGGAAAUCCUGGUUGCUAUCCAGAGUGAAAUCUCAAACUUAGGGCGAAUUAAGGAUUCCAGGGAGCUCCUUCAGAUCAAUGAUAUGGUAGGAACUAUGCUGAAGGAGGUUGAGAAAAGUGAGGAUGACAGUGAACAAGUCUGCCAAGACAUCCCUAGAACCUGUUCAUCUUUGUCCACUUCUUUAAAUGGUCGUAGUUCCUUGUCCAGCUCUUUAAAGGGUCCUAGGUCAGAGUGAGUUCGAGAUCAACCUACCUGGCACUCUCAUCCCUGACCAAGUGCCUUUUGAUCUGACCUGCCCCAUCGUCAGGAGCUCCUGCAUCGACACCAGGGUCUCUAAAAUGCCAGAGAUUUCUUCAAGUGACCUAAAGACAAAGAUGAUGGCACACACAGAUGAACCCCUGCAUCGUAACAGUCCAAUUACUGACAGCAGUCGACCGCCGAGUGCUAAAGCCUCUUUUCGAUCCUCCACUCAGUCUUUCACCAGCAAGGGAACCUCUUUGGUACCAAAGGGAGAUGGGAUUGACAUUGAAGAGAAGGAGGAGUGUAUCCCCAGCAGCUCUGGCCAUCUGAGGGAGCUCUUAAUCACCCCGGACAUCAGCAGUGCCACUGCAUUCCCACUGCAGUAGUUGAUGGACUCCAGCAAAGAUGAUGUCAUCUGUUUGGUCGCCAUACUGGUGAUACGGUUGCUAUCGGAGAUCAGACCCUCAACCCUAGAUGGACCCUCCCAACAGGCAGCAGAUCUGACAGAAACAUCUCAGCAACUCAUCAGACAAGUCCUGUCUGAGUUCUGUGCUGCAUCCAGAUUCUCCAGGACAAAGGCAUAUUCGCAGAACCUGAACAUCCACAGGGUGUUCAGAGGUGUACAUAAAAACCUCAUGGAGGAGUUUGGCUCUUAUAACACCCUGCAAGCAGCUCUUUCCUCCCAGGACCCUGCAUUUGACACAGUCCUGGUAAAGUCCUUGACCCAGCAGCUGGUACAGGGAUGCAAGGAGGCGUCAAGACCAGCUUCUGCUGCAACAAACCCAUCAGACCAGGCUGAGACAGAGAGGGGGGCUGAGCAGAAAGCAAGAAGGAGCUUCCUUUGCUUUUCAAUGACCAAACUCAGGAUCAACUUCAAGCGUUCCAAGAGAGGAAACAAAAAGGACUGCCAUUCAGUCCAGGAACAGACUGAGAUUCCCUCUACUGACUGACAUUGCAUAGCUCCAGUUGGAGAGGUUUCUCCCUCCAUAUCUCAGCCUGUCAAAAAACGAUUGUCAGGGUCUUUUCAGCAAUGAUGAAGCCAUUCAGGCGCUUCACCAAGAAGAACCUGUAACCUCUUAGGCUGCAGUUAGAACUACUUUUGUAACAGCAAGGAAUUUCUGUAUGU
This is a messenger RNA of Oncorhynchus keta (chum salmon), 3664 nucleotides long. RefSeq lists its product as uncharacterized. Lineage: Eukaryota; Metazoa; Chordata; Actinopteri; Salmoniformes; Salmonidae. The coding region runs from base 172 to 1110 and encodes 312 amino acids. The record is from RefSeq and is a predicted model, not a curated record. The transcript is spliced from 5 exons.